Molecule: messenger RNA, 2316 nt
Organism: Colletotrichum lupini
Lineage: Eukaryota; Fungi; Ascomycota; Sordariomycetes; Glomerellales; Glomerellaceae
Exons: 19
Coding region: 1-2316 (771 amino acids)
Source: RefSeq, a predicted model, not a curated record
AUGAGGCGGAAUCAAGCCUCUAGAGAUCCCUGGGCCGCUCGGCCACCACUUUUGAUCACCUUGCCGGACGGCCGUCUUUCCCCGCACCAGCCGCCUGACCUCCAUAUCCAAGGAUUCGGGAGAAUUGGCGUAGAAAACCGACAUUGGAGACACGAGCACGGGCAUCGCCCGCUCGAUGGCCCGGACCGCUUGUGCCUUUACCUCGCUUCCAGGCGCGGGCGACUCCAACGACAGAAGCCUGGAGGGGAGUUCUUUGCGCCUGUUAUGGAGGAGCGAGCCUGGCACGAAUACGGGCGCCGUCUGAUCUCGGUGCUGCGUCCAGUCCGUGCUCUUCCCAGUUCUAUUGACUGUAGGCGCUUAGACGUCGUUAUCGGUAACGGAAACUGCACGCCGAGCCGGGCCAAGCCCCGGCCGAGAAAGCUUGACGGCGCAGCACAAGACAGCGAGAGAAAGAGCGGGACAUCACCCAAGAAGCGAAUUUGUUUGGUUCUGACAUCCCGGAGCAGGACUGCAGCGCUCGGCAGAUGGAAGUCCGGAAUGUCUACACCGGGCCGAUUUGUAAUUGGGCCGGCUCGGACCAGUGACAGCCAGUGGAUUGCAAACCCGAGGCACCGAAACGAUGCCCCCUCUGGCAGGAUACCCGAUGACAAGGAACCAUGUACGUUUGGCAGCAACUUGGUGGUAGUACACUGUCAAACUGUACACCCCCUUCAUGCUACUGCGACUGGCCCCCUCCUCCGGCAAACAAAGGUCAAAUAUAGAGAUACGAGGCGGGAAGGGCAGUCACAGACGAAGGCUCUCUUCGACUCCAUUGUUGCUCCAAUCUCUAAUCAUCCCCGCCAGACUAGUCCUGCUGUCUGGCAGUCCGCGGCAUGCGAGCGUUGUGACUUUGGUGACUUUGGUCCCUUUCUUAGCUUGAAUCCCGCCCUGGUUCAAGUACUGCGCUGGCUCUCUGUGGCUUGCAGGCUGGGCAGGGUUUUGCGGGCAGAAAGAUGCAAGAACUUGUUGAUGUUGCACUUCUACCCGAAAGCCACACGAGAGAAUACGACGAGCAACGUCGAAGGCACCGGCUGGCAGCGGGCGGCUAACAAGGCUCUUCCUCCUCAACCGAGGGAACGGAACGACGCCUCAUUACGCCACGGUGUGCACGGGUCCGCCCGCUUGACGUUCCAGUCCGCUUUCUUGGUGAACGACGACGACGACGCGCCCCCCCUCAUCGACAUCCGAGACAGAGAGAAACAUCCGAGGCACUGCAAUGUUGCGCUUUGGACCGAGACUAAACCCCAAGCGAGGGAGAAAACAGGACAAGUUCCAACGAGUCCCACGUCCCGCUUUAGCGCCGCUCCUGUCUUCGACUUUUUUGGCUUCGCCCGCAGUCUGGGCAGAAUUGGCGCUACAGGAUCUUCUUCUUUUUUUUCGGCACACGCAAGAGAGAGAGAGAGGCGUGUGUAUAUGCAUAUGUGGGAGAGAAAAGCCAUCGCUCGAAGAGAAAGUGGGACAAACAUCGACAUCUGGUGCAAGUACACUUGGAUAUCCUCACUAGACAUUGAGUUCAGGUUGGACUCCAUCGAGACGCACUUCGACACUCGCUACCCUCGCCACCGCGGGACACUACUGGUCACGAGACCUAUCGAGACCUGUUUUCGAGGCCCGCCGUCGUCUGACGACGAAUACGAGCGAGAGACUAGAAAUGCAGGAGAUUUGAGCGAUUGGCAGAGGGAAAUGAGCACCGAAAUGCGGGCGUUACAGAAGACUCGCAAGAGAGGAGCUGAGUGGAAGGCGAGGAUGAUAACCACUACACUACAAGUGCUGUUGGUUCACGGUGGAUACCGAGGCAGCAAUCUCGGCAUCAAGGGAAAGCGGCGGGAACGGGUGGACCCCGCUCUGGGCAUUUCUGAGUACCGCGAGUAUGAUACGGUAAGCAGUCUGGGUUUCGUCCAAGAUAACUCCGCUUACACGAUGCCGGCGGCUCAUCUACGCUCAAGACCGCGCCUGAGCCGGCAAUGUCCUGUCUCUGAAGUUGAACUCCUCGGUCCCCAUCGAGCUCCCGGUUCCACGUCGCCGUCAUACCCUCACUCUCUCGUCUCUGAAGAUGAAAGAGUGGUUAUAAGCAUGUACCAACUUCCAGGCGCAUACUUCAAAAUGUUCCCAAGAGCCACGAAGCUCGUCAUUCUGAAUCGAUGCACUUCAAGCAAUCAUAUCCAGGCGAGUGAUGGGGACGGGUUGCCUCCAGCCUUCACGAUACCUUCAGCAGAGUCCUCUCGAGUCAUCGUAGGUCGCUUUCUAGACCGCUAUUCAUCGCUAGAAGUCUAUUGA